This is a messenger RNA of Austrofundulus limnaeus, 1976 nucleotides long. It is a transcript of the gene fblim1, whose product is annotated as filamin binding LIM protein 1. The record is from RefSeq and is a predicted model, not a curated record. Gene Ontology annotation, molecular function: filamin binding. Gene Ontology annotation, cellular component: focal adhesion; stress fiber. Bases 318 to 1475 code for a protein of 385 amino acids. Gene Ontology annotation, biological process: cell-cell adhesion. The transcript is spliced from 8 exons. NCBI's taxonomy places the organism in Eukaryota, Metazoa, Chordata, Actinopteri, Cyprinodontiformes, Rivulidae.
AUCACUCUCCUCAUCGCCUGUUAACCCUCUCUGCUCACUCUGACCCACAUGCGUCUCGUUUCUUCCUCUAACCUCAUCUUUCACUUCGGAGGGGACGGAGAGCAGAUUUUAGUUUUUGCACUACAAAGCAACUGUUUUUUCUCUCCAGAGCUCUCACCUAAGAUCUCCUCUUUCACAAAUCCCAGAGAAGCUGCUCCUGAAGCCYAAACUGCACCAGAAGAAGAGGCUGAGAGGUCCACUGUAACCACACUGCCUGCUCCCAUCUGUGGGGCCCAAUGGAGCUAAUGCCACAAGAUUACUGAUAGUUUCGUACCAGCAUGGCAUCCGCAGCUACCCCAAAGAGGAUGGUGUCCUCCGUCUUCAUCACCCUGGCUUCUCCUCAUCGAGCCACGGUGACCCAGCAGCAACCUGCCCUCCAGGCCCACAGCGCCUCCGGCAGGGAGCGGAGYGUCAGCCAAGGUGACGGCGUACCUGUCCACACACCCACGAAACUCGACCAGUCCUCCUCUGACGCCCGCAGCUCUGCAAACAGCAAAAACUGGACUCCUGGUACCCCAGUGUCAGACCCUCAGAGCUCCCAGCUUGUMCAAACUGGAUCCACCAAAGCAAAGCUGCGAGAAGAUCAGAAACAGAGGAUCUCUCCGGCAGAGCUCUUCCCUCCUCCCGAUGAACUUCCUGCAUCUCUGAAAGGAAAGCUCUCUGAAGAAUCGUCACUUCCACCACCCCCUCCAUCAUUCCCACCACCUCCUUCAUCACUCCAUCCGCAGAGCCCAAAUCAGCAUCCAACCAGCAACAAAAAGGUUGAAACAUGCAUACCGUCUAAUGGAUCGACCCAAAGUGAAGAAAUCUGCGAGAUUCACAAAAACGGCCAAGAGAUGCAAGCACAGAGCAAAGACGUGUGCGGCUUCUGUCGGAAACCCGUGGCUCUGUCUGAACCUGCGCUAGAGGCCUUGAACAGGACUUACCACGAAGGCUGCUUCCAGUGCAGAUCUUGUCACAUCCCCCUGGCUGGGAAACAGUACUACAACAAGGCCGGGAUCCCACUUUGUGAAAGCUGCUAUCAGGCUAGUUUGGAGCUGUGCUGGGCUUGUGGGGAGGCUAUCACAGAUCAGAUAAUCCGUGCACUGGAGCGAGCGUACCAUCUCUCCUGUUUCACCUGCAAAACAUGCAAACAGCAGAUUGGAGAGCAGACGUUUGCUCAGGGGGAAGUUGGAGAAGUUUACUGCCUCCAGGACUACUACAAGAAAUAUGCACCAAAGUGUAGCUCCUGUAACCAGCUCAUUAUUCCAAAAGAAGACGGCACUGACAGCUACACUGUUGAGUGUUUUGGGCGUUCUUACCAUGAGAACUGCUACAGGUGUGAGGUCUGCAUCAUCCAGCUUUCCCCUGAACCAAACGAGCACGGCUGCUACCCUUACGACGGGAAAAUGCUCUGCAAAUCCUGUCACCUGAACUUGGUUUCUGGGCAGCAGUAACAAGACUUGGAUCCGAGAGCUCGGACCUGUUCAACAAGAGACUGUGCAUUUACAAACGUCAUAACACUUUUUCCAAUGGAAUGUUUAUUAUCUUCACAUAACAAUGAUUCUGCUUCAUACCUGAUAAGUUUGCACUCAAAAAAAGAAACAAAUUUAUGCAACUGGCUUCACGAUGAACAUCUCAACUGGUAUGCUUGACCUUAGUAAAGAAAGUUUAAGAAAUAUAAUAAUAUAAUGCAAAUUAUAUCCAAUUUCAACAAACAUACAAGUAACAGAACAUGUUGCAUAAACAGUAUAAAAGUAUUUCAAUCAUAUCUAUGCAAAAAAAAAACAUAAAUCAAGAAAGGCUGCCAUAUGAAUUAUAUUUUAUAUUAUCAUGGAAAUAUACCAUUCACACUGAUUUGACCAUAUAUUAACAUUCCAAAUAUUUUUAAAUGUAUAUAUAUUUCUCAAAAUACUUACAGAAUUAAAUAUGUAUACAAUCUUUGUCUUGAAAAAUAA